This is a messenger RNA of Diaporthe amygdali, 2376 nucleotides long. RefSeq lists its product as uncharacterized. NCBI's taxonomy places the organism in Eukaryota, Fungi, Ascomycota, Sordariomycetes, Diaporthales, Diaporthaceae. Gene Ontology annotation, biological process: carbohydrate metabolic process. The transcript has 12 exons. Gene Ontology annotation, molecular function: beta-galactosidase activity. The record is from RefSeq and is a predicted model, not a curated record. Gene Ontology annotation, cellular component: vacuole. Bases 1 to 2376 code for a protein of 791 amino acids.
AUGAGACUGAUCCACAUCACCAUACUGGCUCUCGUGGCUUUGCUUCAUAUCACCGCUGCCACGCCGUUCACAUACGACAACAGCUCGUUCUUUCUCCAUGGAGAGCCAUUCACCAUCAUUGGGGGUCAGAUGGACCCUCAACGUAUCCCCCCGGAAUAUUGGAGAGACAGGCUAUCAAAGGCCAGUGCAAUGGGUUUGAACACUAUUUUCAGCUAUGUGUAUUGGAAUUUGCUGGAACCAGAACCUGGGCAGUGGCGAAGCAAUGAGCCGUCGAACGAUGUAGCCACGUACUUAAAGAUUGCCCAGGAGGAAGGCUUAGCUGUGGUCUUGCGUCCUGGCCCUUACAUCUGUGGCGAGAGAGAAUGGGGUGGCUUUCCCGCGUGGCUGAGCCGUGUUCCUGGGCUGACCGUGCGAACGUACAAUGAGCCAUAUUUAAACUAUUCGAUAAGAUACUUGGAGCGUCUAGCUGCCGACUUACAGCACCUACAGGUGACGGAAGGCGGGCCGUUAAUAAUGGUUCAGGUCGAGAAUGAGUAUGGCUCUUACGGCUCUAAUCAUGCGUAUACGGAGGCUCUUAGGGAUUUUCUCUUGAAAAAUUACGAUGUACCCUUGUAUACUAACGACGGAGGCGUUGAAUUUACACUGGUCGGAGGGAGUGUCCCUGGGGUACUUGCAGAAAUUGAUGGCGACCCCGUGAGCGGCUUUGCGGCUCGCGAUAAGUAUAUCACAGAUCCAUCAAAACUAGGACCACUCCUUGAUGGCGAGUACUACACUUUUGCGCCUGAUACCUGGGGCUCAGAGAGCCCCCAUAAUGCCGCCGGGGACACAGAUGUGGCACGAUUCGUGCAAGACUUAGACUGGGUAUUAGGAGCGAAUAAUUCUAUCAGCCUUUAUAUGUUCCACGGAGGUACCAAUUUUGCCCUGGGAAGCGGCUCUAUCUGGAAAAAUAAAACCAGUGCCUUUACCACAAGUUAUGAUUAUGGCUCGCCUCUUGACGAGAGUGGACGGACUACGGACUAUUAUUUUACACUAAGGGACACCAUCCAGAAGUAUUCGAAUCGCAGCCUCCCGGAGCCUCCAAUAAAUGUUCCGCUCUCGAGUAUUCCCGCAAUUGAGCUGGCGCCCAGGAUGCCUCUGUUUGACACUGCAGUCACAAACACACCUAGCGACUUCCCCAGCACAAUGGAGGAGCUUGAUCAGGAUUACGGUUUUGUACUGUACGAGCACAAGGUGACGCAGGCCGUUUCCGGUCUGCUUCAGCCAGGCGACCGCCCCAGGGACCGAGUAAUUGUCUACGUGAACGAGGCUCGCAUUGGUGUCAUUGACAGCAUUUACCAGUUCCCAAUGAACAUUACCUUGGACGUCCGCCCAGGAGACACGCUCUCCCUUCUGGUUGAGAAUCUUGGCCGGGUUGACUAUUGGUCGCUAGAGGCCUAUACAUUUGAUGGCUUGACUGAUCCAUACAAGGGCAUCGUAGGGAAUGUCACGAUCGGAGACUCCACAGUCAGAAAUUGGACGAUGAAGUCGUUCCCCUUAGGCAACGUACCUUUGUUUACGUCGAACACUAAUGCCUCGGAAGUUGCAGCAACACCAUUGCUGUACUCCGGUACCUUCAAGGCCCAGAACUACUCCACUUCAGCAGAACUUGAUACUUUUCUUGCAAUCCCUAACGGUAGAAAGGGUAUGGUAUGGGUCAAUGGCUUCAGUCUUGGCAGAUAUUGGAUCAUCGGGCCGCAGCAAUCCCUCUAUCUGCCAGGCACUGUUCUGAAAGCUGGAGAAGACAACGAAAUUGUGGUACUCGAACUUGAGCCGGAACCACAUCAGCCGAUGUUUGCGAGAGGAGAGGCAGUGCGCACAUGGGGGAAUAAUCCCGACCCGGACUACAUGCAGGAGACCUCUCCACUGUAUCAAAAUGUAGCCGCGAACCGCGAAAUAGUAGGGGUCAUGGGGAUCGAGAGUCCCACCAACGGGGAUUACGUGGUGUGUCCAGACGAUAAUUCUGAACGCCCAGAUGCGGUAGACUCGCAGAGACACUGGAACGAGAGUAUCGUGGGGUAUUUGGAGAUAUUGUCGCCUCGAGGCAAGAAGGAUGAUGACCAUGAAGAGCAAAAGAGGUCCGUCGAAGUCCACCGGCCGUCGGGAGAGGACACGGUGAAGAGCCCUCUUGCACAAGGACAUUUGAAAGACGAAGCAAGCAGUCCAACGGUACAAAUUUCAGCUCCGGCGGAGCUUACCGGCUUGACUGGCCAGUACCUUGUUGGAAAGGACGACAGUUUAGUAUCAGAUCAAGAACGCCAGAAGCAUGGCACGUCUAAUGGUCUAGCUUCUGCUACUAUGGCCUCUGGGGCAAUCGGGGAACAGAAUCCAUUAUCAUGA